This is a messenger RNA of Canis lupus familiaris (dog), 3050 nucleotides long. RefSeq names its product dishevelled binding antagonist of beta catenin 2 (gene DACT2). Lineage: Eukaryota; Metazoa; Chordata; Mammalia; Carnivora; Canidae. The record is from RefSeq and is a predicted model, not a curated record. Gene Ontology annotation, cellular component: cytoplasm. Gene Ontology annotation, biological process: negative regulation of nodal signaling pathway.
AUGUGGGCGCAGGGCGGCCCUCCGGGGCCCGCGGGCUGGGACCGCCGCAGGGUGGGCGCCCGGCUGCGCGCGGCGCUCGCGGGGCUGCACGAGCUGCAGGGGCUGCGCGCCACUCAGCAGGCGCGCGUGCGGGGCGCCCUGGCCCUGCAGCCCCCGCCCGGCCCCGCCGCCCCCCGCGGCCCCGCGCGCCCCGAGCACCCACGCGGGCCCCGCGCGCACGAGUUGCGGCUGGAGGCGGCGCUGGCGGCGCUGCAGGAGCAGCUGAACCGUUUGCGGCGCCAGGACGUCGGCCUAAAAACCCACUUGGAGCAGCUGGACCGACAGAUCAGUGAGCUCCAGCUGGACGUGCGCCGACCAUGCAGCGAGCUUGCCGACAGCGACAGCAGGCCCAGCUCAGGCUUCUACGAGCUGAGUGAUGGUGGCUCCUGCUCCCUCUCUGCCUCCUGCACGUCUGUGUGUAGUGACCGCAUGUACUCCUCCUUGGGCACUCUGCUGCCAGCCGACCCCAUGGCCAGCCCCGAUGCGGGGGACUGCCGACCCCGCUCAGCCGACGAGACCACCGUGCACACAGUCCCCCUGCCCACAUGGGGACCCCAGGCCACCGAGGAAGGCCUGUCCCGGCCCAGGCCGGUGUCUACAGGUGAUCUUGAAAGAGUCCUACCACCUGAGGUGGUGUUCCAGAAAGCCAGCGCAGACCCCAAGUCCACAUCUUUUCUCUACCAGGGGAUGGACCUCCCAGUGCAUGUGCUGGAUCCCAAGUACCAGCGUGACCUGGUGUCCAAGGGUGGCAGGGAGGUAUACCCAUAUCCCAGCCCCCUGCAUGCUGUGGCUCUUCAGAGCCCUCUCUUUUCUCUACACAAGGAGGCCCUGCAGAGUAAUGGCCACUCUCCCCGGAGGGAGCCUCUGCCCAGCCCUGCGGCCGCAGGCCCCAGCCAGACUGGACCUGUCCUUGAGGCUGGCCCAGCUGCAGCAUAUAUAGACAAGCUGCUAAGGCUGCGGGGCCAAGGGACCCCCCCAAAGGGCGGUGUGGGUGAGCAUGGACCCCCAAGAUGUGAGGUGCCCCCAUCCCUGCAGGUGCUUGGUGGCCAGAGAGCAGACAGUGAAGGUGGCCCAGAGAAGCUGGUGUGCACCCCAGGGAGAGCAGGGCCGGGUGGGAUGGCCCAGAGGGUGGACACCAGCUGGGACAACCUCAGGCUUCGGGGACCUGCCAUGCUCCUUGCAGCUGCCCCGCACCCCAGCAGCCUUCCAGAGGAGGGACCCAGUCCCUCAAGAGGCUGCAUCCGUGGGGAGACCACGCUGGGUGCCCCUCAGCAGGGCCGUGGGCCAGCCCCCUCUCCCCGCCCCCAGACUCAACAGCAGGCUCUCAGCUGCCAAGAGAGCACAGUCCUGUCACCUGCCGGGAAGGGGGGCAGGGCAAGCCCCACUCUGCCCCCAGGGCACUGUGCCCGCCCCCCAUUUGCUGCCAGCGGACCUUCCCUCCUGGGGCUGAAAACAGGCCACCCCAAGAUGAAGGCUACGAAGACCAAGAGAGGGGCCAGUGACAAGGUGCUGCGGUUUGGGGGGCAGCCUUCCCCCGAGGGGGCCCUCAGAGACCCCCUUUUGCCCCCAGAGUGGGGGGAGGGUCUCAGGAGGAGGCCCCCCCUGGCGGGGGCGACCCCCAGCCGGUCCUGCUCCGAGCCCAGACUCUACCCCGUGCCCCUCCUGGUGCCCCUGCUGGUGGCCCGACGGGAGAGUCGCCAGGCCCCCACCCAGGCCUUGUUCCCCGUGGAAGCCAGUGCUCUGGGCGCGGCGGGCGGGGAGGCGCGGAAGAAGCAGCGCAGGUGGCUGUCCUCCGUGGAGAUCUCCGGCAGCCCGGGGCCCCACAGGCCGGCAGCGGGCAGGGCGGGCGGUCCCCGGCCCGUGUGCGCCCGCGCCCGGCCCAAGCUGCCCCGCCAGGACGCCCGGGUCAGGAGCGAGUCGGACGGCUCCGAGCCGUCGGCCGAGGGCGCCUCCCUGCCCCGCUCCACGGUGGCCGAGACCAGCGAGGACGGGGCCAGCGACCACACCGCCAGCCGCUUCGGGGACCGGGAGUCCAGCAGCAGUGACUCGGAGGGCGGCGCCUGGCCUGGGGCGUGUCCCCCGCAGCCCUGGAGGGCCCCGGGCGCCCGCAGGCCACCCCUGCCUCCGGUACCCAAACUGUGCCGCAUCACCUCCAAAGCGCUGAGGAGAAAGAUCCGAAGGUUCCAGCCGGCAGCGCUCAGGGUCAUGACCAUGGUGUGAGGCCCCCAGGAGGCUGCGCAAGGGACAGGGACCUCCUGAGGACCCACAGUGAGCGCGCGUGACCAGCACACACAGGCCCUCCCAGGACUAAGGACCGGGACCUACCUCGUUGGCCGUUUAGGACGUGGACGUGUGUCGUCUGGCCAACGUGGCUGAUCUCUGAAGUCACAAAAGGGGACAGGCCCCAGAGAAGAGGCGACGGAGUGGGUCCCCGGGCUCACCCUGCGGCCUGCAGAGGCUCUGGGAGCAUGUCCCCACCCCCGUGGAUGCAGGGGAGACUGCAGAGCCAGCCCACCCGCUGCCUCUGUGGCAGCGUCUUCCCAGGGAGAGUCCCAGCCCGGUCCGCCUUGUGGUCCUCAUGGUCCCCUCCGGGCCCCAUCUGCUCAGCUGGCACCGUGGUCACCCGCAGCCCUCCUAAACAUUACUCCCAAAAGCAUUCUCUUAGAGGGUGUUCUAGAAACCAGGGUGUGAGCCCUCCCCGUGAAUCAACAUGGAUCAUGCCAUCAUCUUCGUAAACCACCUCUCGGUGGUAGGUCCGCCAGGCCUGUGUCCCCACCCCGUGGGUGCCCUCAUGUGUGGCAGGAACAUGCAUCUCUCACAUGCGUGGCCCAAACUCUGGUUCCAACACAAGGAAACAGUGUAAAAGUGUUCGUGGAGGGGCGCCCGGUGGGCUCAGUCGGAGGAGCUCGUGACUCUUAGUGUCGGGGUCGUGAGUUCCAGCUCCAGCCCCGUGUUGGGUGUAGAGAUGAUUUCAAAUAAAAUCCUUUUUUUUUUUAAGUGUUUUCGAAAAA